CGCAACUUAAGAAUCAAGUAGGAAAUUAAAAAAAAUGUUAAUAUAAAAAAAAAUUAAAAAGAUAAUUGCGUUUGGAAAUUGCUUAACGAAGCUCCGGCUGUGUUAAAGUGAAUAUUUUCGAAUCGCUCAGAUCAGUGCGAAAGUGACAGUUGAAGAGAGAACGUCGUGAUGUGCGCAAAACGGUCAAAGAAGAAGACGGGAUUGAGUUAAAAACGUUGCGCCGGUUAAACGACUAAAAAGUGUUACGAAGAAGAAAAUAAACAAACAAAUAAUACAAAAACAAAUAGUGAAAAAAAAAUAAUAAUAAUUAAAAAAUAAACAAAAAUUCAUAAAAACAAAUAAGUAAAAAACUAAACAAAACAAAACCAAAUAAAAAACUGGUCUCCCCACAAACAAACAAACAAGAAAAAUCAAUUUAAUAAGUUCACAAAAAAAAUACUCAUAUACACAUAUACAAACAGACACAAGUACAUUUUAUAUAAACACAAAGAUGCUGUCAUCGAUAAAGUCAUCAAUAUACCCAUUGUUGUUGUUGUUGUUGUUAAUUACAUUAAGCGCUGAAUACACGCUACCGCAAACACUUGAAACUACAACAAUAGCAACGGAAAUUGAGACGCUGCUACCGGAGGCAGAAACAACAACAACAGUGAAAACUACAAUUAUAGUUAAGGGCAAUACAACAACAACUACGACACCAACUAAAGCAACAACAACAACAGCAGCAGCUUUGUUAAAAUCUACAACAACAGCAAAGUUGUUGUUGUUGCAGAAUAAUACACCAAGUCAGCAGAAAAUUGAAGAUUAUGGCAAAAGUGUAAAAAUAUUCUUUCCCACACCCAGCGAUUCGGAGGAGGAGAGUAAAUUCGAUGUUUAUGGCUGGAAGACCACACCGCUGCCAAAUGGCAAUAAAAUGAUAUUUGAUAAUAAGCCAACAACUACAAGUACUGAAGCAAGUGUAGUAAUUGAAACAACAACAACUCAUCUGGAAGCAAACAACGCAACAACCAAUGCAACAAUACUAUCCUUUGAUGAUCGUGUGGGUAUUUUAAAUUUAGCACCGCAUUGUCCGGACGGCUUUGUGAUUGUCAAUCAACGGUGUCAUAAAUCGGCUUGAUGUUAUGCGUUGGAAUGGCAUAAAUAAAUAUUUUAUUUACAUGGAAAAAAUA
Molecule: messenger RNA, 1166 nt
Organism: Ceratitis capitata (Mediterranean fruit fly)
Lineage: Eukaryota; Metazoa; Arthropoda; Insecta; Diptera; Tephritidae
Product: integumentary mucin C.1-like
Exons: 2
Coding region: 491-1114 (207 amino acids)
Source: RefSeq, a predicted model, not a curated record